CAAAGAAAAAGGAAAAGCAAAAAGAAAAAAAGAAAAAAAGAAAAAAAGAAAAGGGAAACGAGGGAGCGGUGUGUUGAAUGGUCUGACUUCAACCGCCCGCCCCUCCGUCCCCAUGCUUAUGUUAUGAUUCACGCUCUCCUCUCUCUCUCUCUCUCUCAGACCACAGGCGCACUCGAUUUCUCUCUAUCACCUCCACUACUUCUCCCUCUCUCUCUCAGCCUCAGCACAUCUGUUCUCCGUGUGUGUCGUCCAAUCAGGCUUGUUCAGUUCCAUUCAAUUCAUCAAAGUCCUGAGCCGAGGUUGCCUGCUCGCUCGGCACUUCCAUCGGUUGGUAAUUGUUCAACUCCUCGUCGCUGGUCUGAAUUCAUUCAUGAUGGUAAGACUUGGAAGGAGACGUAUGACGAAGAAAUUUCUAUCGCCGUAGGCUACUUCUUUCCUGUUCCCUGGAAUCCCUGCCUUAAAUUUUGCUUGCCUGAAAUUCGAUGUUUUCAGCCAAUGCCUAUGCCCCCCUUGAAGCAAUAAUCGGGGCUUUCUCCACCUCUGUACCCGCCCCGCUGCUAAAUGAUUUUGCAAUCCCCUUCCUCUCCUUGUGCGAGCUUCCAUUUCUCGCUCAGCUUAUCUCUUCUCUGCCCCUGCGGUGAACCCCGGCUGUUUUCCAGCCCCCACUCCGUCCCUUUUUUCUCCAGAAAGAGGAGGAACCCUUCCCUCAUCCCAACCACCCAUGCCCCCUCAUUCCCCUUCCGGAGAUGGAGUUUCAGGGCUUGCUCAGUUACCUCUCCCUCCGACCCCCGGAAACCCACCUUCAGCGCUGCCCAGAUUGCGGGCCCUUCCAGGAGAGGCGCCAAGAGCUUCGUAGCAAACAAGCUUUACCAUGAGUUGAGCGGCGCUGAUGACAUGAGAUUGUCUCAGGAGGCAUCGUCCCUCCAAAUGGGCUCGAGUUUCACAAACUUCCAGGAAGACCCCAUCGUCGACAAACUCAGGACUCAACUAGGAGUCAUUCACCCCAUCCCCUCCCCUCCCAUCAACCGGAACAUCGCGGGACUAUUCGUUUUCUUUUUCUUCGUCGGCGUUGCCUUCGACAAGCUGUGGACCUCUAGGAAGAAAAAGAAGAGCAGCUUCGGGGCUGGGGAUGGCAGUCGUGGUGCUGCGUGGCCGCAGGUGCCCACGAGCUUUUCCCUCUUCUUGGAAAAGGAUUUGCAGAGGAAAGAGUCGGUGGAGUGGGUGAACAUGGUCUUGGGGAAACUCUGGAAGGUUUAUAGAGCUGGAAUAGAGAAUUGGAUCAUUGGACUGCUCCAGCCUGUCAUUGAUGAUCUGAAGAAGCCUGACUAUGUUGAGAGGGUCGAAAUUAAGCAGUUCUCACUCGGAGAUGAGGCCUUGUCUGUCAGAAAUGUUGAGCGCAGAACUUCACGCCGCGUUAAUGAUUUACAGUACCAGAUAGGCCUUCGAUAUACUGGUGGUGCCCGUAUGCUCUUGAUGCUCUCGCUGAAAUUUGGCAUCAUCCCUAUCGUCGUGCCUGUUGGCGUUCGGGAUUUUGACAUCGAUGGGGAACUGUGGGUGAAGUUGCGAUUGAUACCCACAGAGCCUUGGGUGGGAGCUGUUUCUUGGGCUUUUGUUUCACUUCCAAAGAUCAAAUUUGAGUUGUCCCCAUUUCGCUUGUUCAAUUUGAUGGCAAUUCCUGUUCUCUCCAUGUUUUUGACGAAACUUCUCACUGAGGAUUUGCCUAGACUAUUUGUACGACCGAAGAAGAUUGUCCUUGAUUUCCAGAAAGGAAAGGCAGUCGGUCCAGUCGCAUACGAUUUUAAAUCUGGAGAAAUACAGGAAGGAAACAAAGACUAUGUUGGGGAGCUAUCAGUGACUCUUGUUGAUGCUCGCAAGCUUUCUUAUGUCUUCUAUGGGAAAACAGAUCCUUAUGUUAUUUUAAGCCUUGGCAGUCAAUCUAUAAGGAGUAAAAAGAACAGCCAAACCACCGUUAUUGGACCUCCUGGUGAGCCAAUCUGGAAUCAGGAUUUUCAUAUGCUUGUUACAAAUCCGAGAAAAGAAAAGUUGAGCAUUCAAGUGAAGGACUCUCUUGGGUUUGCAGAUUUGACUAUUGGUACUGGAGAGGUUGAUUUGGUGUCUCUCCAAGACACAGUACCAACAGACAGGAUUGUGGUUUUGAGAGAAGGCUGGGGAGUGUUUAGGAAAGGAUCUUCUGGAGAGAUACUACUUCGGUUGACUUAUAAGGCAUAUGUUGAGGAUGAAGAAGAUGAUAAGAAUAUGCUAGAAUACAUGGACAUAGAUGUUUCAGAUGAUGAGUCUGAUUCUGAUGAUACAAGCACCUCCUAUGAACAAGAAAAGAGAACUUUGACCGAAACAGAUACAGAAUCAUUCAUGGACGUAUUAGCAGCUUUGAUUGUCAGCGAGGAAUUUCAAGGAAUUGUGGCAUCUGACACUGCAAGCACCAAGAUUUUGGAUGACGCUGUCCCUGCUGGGUUGACUACAUCAUCGCGUGGUUCUAGUGGAAACUCCUCACCAUUGGAUUCUGAUAAUGGUCCUGGAAGGUCAAUUUUAUUUUGGCUAGCUGUGAUUACGAGUAUAUCUGUGCUAAUUGCUAUAAAUAUCGGCGGUUCUAGUUUCUUCAAUCCUUGAUUGGUCAUGAUUCAGUAAAGAUCAGAAGCCACCAAUCUGCAGUUGAACUGGUGAAGGUUCUCUUCAUAAUUUAUUUCACCAUGCCAUGACUUUAAUGUCUGAGGCUGUGCAGAUGUGCAGCAAUCUCCCUGCCGCAUCUUAGGUAGAGCUUUCGAUUUAUGGAGUGGAUUCUUUUCUCGCAUGUACAAAAAUUGAUGGCCGUUAGCAGAGGAAUGUUCUGAUGGCGGCAAAGAAAUUUUGUCUCAUAUAUUAUUAUACCUGCAACUGAGAAGGGGACUUGGUGCACUGCUGAUCCUAUUUUCAUUGUCCUGUCCAUAAUAAACAUGAUGUGGUACACAGCCUGUCCGAAGCUUUGUCCCUCACUUUGUGGGUGGGUCCCAUCGGCUGUGUCUUUAGAUUUGCUUGCUUCAUCCAUCAUUGAAGCUGUUCUUGUAGGUUAGGCAAGUGAGUUAUUUGAAGGAUGUGUUGUGAUGUUGCUAGAAUAGUGAUAUGUUACUGAGGCUGGAUUCUCUUUGUAGCAGUUAAUACACACCGGCAGCAGUCAUGGCACAUUUGGAUUCUCUUAGGGUAUUCAGCAGUUUUUGCGGGCUUUUAGUCUGCCCUUUUCUUUCCUGUCAAUUCUCUAGGCUGAAAGUUUCUUGUAGCAAUGGGGAGAGGUAGGGGACAGAUGGUGAACUCAAGAUGUAUAUCACUUAGCAGCCUAGUGUUUUGACCGGAUAUCAAGUGAUAGGGGGGUUCUUAUUCUUUUCCCAGCGAAUCAAACUCCUUGAUGCUGGGGAUACCACCUCCUCUGGGGAUACCAAGUCGGCGCUUUUUUGUUAAGUGCAUCUAUUGUGUGUUUAUGGCCUCCGUCAAAAUGAAAAGAACAUAGAACCUUUAUUGGAGUAAAAGAAACUCCUUUUUUUUUUUGUUGCUGUAAAAUUUGGUUGUAGACAAAAAGUACUCGACUAUGUGAAUGAUGAAAUCAAGAUUAUGGGCAA
Punica granatum (pomegranate) is the source of this 3608-nucleotide messenger RNA. NCBI's taxonomy places the organism in Eukaryota, Viridiplantae, Streptophyta, Magnoliopsida, Myrtales, Lythraceae. The record is from RefSeq and is a predicted model, not a curated record.